Molecule: messenger RNA, 7453 nt
Organism: Chiloscyllium plagiosum (whitespotted bambooshark)
Lineage: Eukaryota; Metazoa; Chordata; Chondrichthyes; Orectolobiformes; Hemiscylliidae
Product: endosome/lysosome-associated apoptosis and autophagy regulator family member 2
Biological process (GO): positive regulation of BMP signaling pathway
Cellular component (GO): membrane
Source: RefSeq, a predicted model, not a curated record
GGGUGGAGGAGGAGGAAAGGGAUUGGAUUUAUUUGUGGCACAGGGAGAGAGGGUGAAAGGCAGACUGUCUGCCUGUGUGAGUGAGUGAGCUAGCUGCCUCUUGGUGAUUCCGUGCACAGCCAGCAGCCUGAUGUCUUGGCCAGAGCUUGCCCCUUCCUCCUGGGUUCCGAAAGCCUUCAUCCUGAGUGCGCUGCUGGUCUCUGCUGUGGCUUCAGAUCUCCGAGUGUGUGGCAAGAAUGAUUACCACUAUGAGUACACAGAAUGUGACAACACUGGGUCCCGGUGGAGAGUUGCCAUUCCUAAAUCUCCAGGGACGUGCACUGGAUUGCCUGAGCCAAUCAAAGGCAGAGAAUGCUCCUUUUCUUGUGGAUCUGGGGAGUUUCUGGAACUACAAAACCAGAGCUGCAGUAAAUGUGCAGCAGGGAGUUACUCACUGGGGAGUGGCAUUCGAUUUGACGAUUGGGAUACGAUGCCAGUUGGAUUCUCAACUGCAGCAGCCUUUUUUGAUGAGUUUGGAAAGAGUAUUACCAGUAGUGACAAUUGCAAAUUAUCCUCUUGGGUUCCCCGAGGACGUUAUAUUGCUUCAAACAGGGAUGAUUGCACAGUUUCCCUCAUCUACUCCGUACACCUGAAGAAAUCAGGAAGUGUUACAUUUGAUUAUCAAUAUCUGGAUAACUCUAUCUUCUUUGAAUUUUUUGUACAAAAUGAUCGGUGUCAGGAUACAGAAAUGGCAGAACAAAAAUGGAUGCCCAAAACAGAAAGGGAUGAAUGGAAAAAUUAUUCAAUGGAUUUGAAUACUGGGACAAAUGUCCUAUACUGGAGGACCACAGGAAUUAUGUUGGGUACGAAAAUAACCAAUCCAGUUCUCUUGAAAAACAUCCAUAUUGAAGGUGUAGCCUAUACUUCAGAAUGUUUCCUGUGUAAACCGGGAACGUUUAGUGAUACUGCUGGUUCCUCAGUCUGUAAGCCCUGUCCUCGAAAUAUGUUUUCUGGAAGAGGAGCCAGUUCCUGUCAGAAAUGUGAUGAAACCAAACAGUUUUCAGAAGAAGGAUCCAGUGAGUGCAAAGACCGCCCACCGUGUACAGAGAAAGACUAUUUUCAGAUACAUACACGAUGUGACAAUGAGAGAAAGACUCAGAUCAUGUAUAAGUGGAUAACACCGAAGCUUUGUAGGGAGGAUAUGAAAAAUGCCGUCCAGCUCCCUCCAUCUGGAGAGAAGAAGCCUUGCCCACCGUGUAACCCUGGUUUCUACAACAAUGAGACUUCAGUCUGUGCCCCCUGCCCUACGGGUACAUUCUCAGAUGGAAUGAGUCCAUGUAAACAGUGCCCAGCUGGUACAGAGCCCACGCUGGGCUUUGAGUAUAAAUGGUGGAACACUUUACCAGCGAAUAUGAAAACUUCAUGCUUCAAUGUUGGAAAUUCUAUGUGUGACGGAAUGAAUGGGUGGGAGGUAGCAGGUGAUCACAUUCACAGUGCGGUCGGAGGCUCUGAUAAUGACUACCUGAUCUUAAAUCUCCACAUUCCCAGCUUCAGCCCACCGACUUCAUCAGCACAUUCCAAUGGGAUGGAAGUGGGGAGGAUGACCUUUAUUUUUGAGACCCGCUGUACUGGAGACUGUCAGUUAUACUUCAUGGUGGAUAUAAACAGAAAGACGACAAGUGUUGUUGAAUCUUGGGAAGGUACUAAAGAGCGACAAUCAUACGCUCAUGUCUUAACGAAGAAUGUACCAAUUACUUACACUUGGGCUUUCCAACGAUCGAGUUCUCCUCAAGAGAUCAGAAAGUUUGUGAAUGAUAAUGUAAAGAUCUACUCCAUCACGGUGAGCAAUGCGGAAAAUGGUGUGUCUUCACAUUGCCGGCCUUGUGCCCUUGGCCCUGAUCAGCAGAGUUCUUCCUGUGUGCCUUGUCCAGUUGGACACUAUAUUGAGAAAGAGACAAAUCAGUGCAAGGAAUGUCCUCCAGAUACCUAUCUGUCAGCUCAUCACGCGUAUGGUAUAGAGGCAUGCAUCCCCUGUGGACCGGGCAGCAAAAGUGAUAAGGAUCACUCUAUUUGUUUCAGCGAUUGUUCACUUACACACAUGUUGGAGAAUCGGACUCUAACAUUUGAGCUCAGCAAUAUCAGUGGUGUGGCUUCCUUCAUGAAUGGACCCAGUUUCACCUCAAGAGGAACAAAGUAUUACCAUUUUUUUAACAUUAGCUUAUGUGGGAAUGAGGGGAAAAAGAUAGCCAUUUGCUCUGAUAAUGUAACUGAUGUAACGGCCCAGGAUGUACACAGCGAUCCCAAUGAAUUGAGCAAUUCUGUUGCUUCUUUUGUCUGUCAAUCGACGAUUAUUCCCUCAGAUGGGAGGAGUUUCCGAACUGCACUGUCAUCUCAGUCUAUCAGUCUGGCCGACGCCUUUCUAGGAGCAACUGUUGAAACAUCCAUUCAAAAUAUUACUGCAAGACCAGAGUUCUUUCCUGCCCCUACAAACCACGUACCUGACAUCCAUUUCUUCUACAUGUCAUCUCUGUCAACAGCAUCAUGUGAAAAUGGCCGUGGAACAGUCAUAACAAUAAGAUGUGAUCCAGGAAAGGAUGGGCAAGGAGAAAUCUCUGUACCAAGUGGCUGUCCGGGUGGGACAUGUGAUGGAUGCACAUUCCUCUUUCUGUGGGAAACUGUCCAAGCCUGUCCACUCUGCACAACAGCUGACUACCAUGCAAUCGAGGGAGCUUGCAAAGGGGGUCUUCAGGAAACCACGUACGUAUGGAAGGAGCCGAAAGUGUGCAGCAAAGGUGUCAAACUUCCUGCAAAAAGCAUCAGCAACUGUGAGAUGAUAGAUUUUUGGCUGAAAGUUGUUGUAGGAAUUGGAGCUUUUACUGCAGUGCUGCUGGUGAUAUUAACCUGUUAUUUCUGGAAAAAGAACAAGAAGUUAGAGUACAAAUACUCGAGACUGGUGAUGAACACAAACUCGAGGGAAGUGGAACUCCCUGCAGCUGACAGCUGUGCUAUAAUGGAAGGUGAAGAUAAUGAAGAUGAAAUUGUUUAUUCCAAUAAACCUUCCUUACUGGGGAAACUGAAAUCAUUAACUUCAAAGGACAAAGAAGAUAUUUUUGAGUCUGUUCAACUCAAGUCACCAAGAGCUCGCAAUAUAUGAAGAUGGAAAAGUUGGCUACGGAAAUGUUGGCAGUAAUCCCUACAACAAAGCGUGUGUACCAGCUUGAACCAUGAAGACAUCACAAGUACUACUGUACCUGAAAUACUACUGAAAAGAAACGUUUGCAAAUAGGAACAGUGUGAUUGCCUUAUUGUGCUAAUUGUAGGGAGUAUCAGGUGUAAGUUGCCAAAUGUGAUAGACACUGCUGGUUGCCUAACUGACAACAUAAAUCUCAGGAAGAGCUUAUAUUCAUUCUUUUUACUAUGUCACCAAUAUAAUUGGACAUGUUAUUUUUCUUUUACCAUUUGUGUGGUUUGCUAAGUUAUUUUUCUUUAUUCCCUUGUUUCUCCUUGCAGUUAACUGCAUUACUUUAUUUCCCAAAUUUUCAAUAUAGCUGCAUUGAGCUGUAUACUGCAACAGUAAGUUCCAUAAUUUAAAGUGAUGGAUUUAAACUCUGGAUUAUGUUUAUAAUGUACAAAGCAGCAGGUAAGUCAGUGUCUCAAUGAUGAAAAUAACCUUGUAAUGUUUACAAGACUGUGAGCAUCACAUUAUUUUCUAAAAGUCCAGGGAUCAGAGUUCGAUUCCACCUCAGGAGACGGUCUCUGUGGAGUUCGCACAUUCUCCCAGUGUCUGUGUGGGUUUCCUCCAGGUGCUCCAGUUCCCUCCCAUAGUCCAAAGAUAUGCAGCUUAGAUGGAUUGGCCAUGGGAAAUUGACAAUACUGUGCAGGGAUGUGCAGGCUAGGGGAGUUGGGUUUAACUAUAGGAAAUGUGUGGUUACAAGGAUGUUUGGGGUCUGGGUGGGAUGCUGUUCGCAGGGUUGGUGUGGACUUGAUGGGUCAAAUGGUCUGCUUCCACACUGAAGGGAUUCUAUGAUUCUAUGAAGGAUUCUGUGAAAAACCCUCUAACACUAUCUCAUCUUAUCUUGGCUUGAUAAAACUCUUUUUGUAUUGGGAAGGUUAAACUUCCUGGAGUGUGCAUUGAACAUGAUUCAGUCUGUAUGUUAUUACAGAAAUUGAACAUUUGUUGCAAAUACCUAACAGACUGUUUAAAGUGUUGGUGUUGGGCUGUGAGAGCUGAUGCUAAAUCAUUUCUUCACUUCCAAUGGUUUUAGUUGACACUUGCUCAUUGUGCCCUCUUGUGGCUGAUGCAAGGUAUAGCCGGUCCAUGGUGUUCCCUGAAAGUCAUUUGCAGCCUGUUAUUUUAAUCACCAUCCUUUAUGACAUUUUACACGUUAUUUCUGUAAUGUUUACUAAUGCUUCAUUAUUUUCAAUUGUUGACAAUGGAAAAAGUAAUGCUGCAGAGUUGACCACAUUCAAUGUAUCAGUCAAAGACUGACUUGUUUUUAGUAACUGCACAGAAACACAGGCUUGUAGCUCUUUGAGAAAAGUUACUGAAACAAGGACCCAGUUUUUAAUGCUUUGUCUGUUGUAACUGUGAUCACUGUCAGAAGUCACUAAGGGUUGGGGCAGGAUGUUGCUAGGAUGAAACAGGCAUUGGACUGUGUUACCAAAGGGAGCAGAAAAACAUUGUCACAUUUUUAAAAUUCAGUGUAUAAAGUGCAUAGUGAAUUAAUUGAUUUCUGUACAGGCUGUGUAAAAAUUGAUCUCUGCAUUAAAGAAACAUUAUGGAAAGUUUAAUAGAUAGUUUUGCUACAACAGGGAACUGCUUAAUAACUGAAGAAAGAUUCUGAAGAAGUCGUAUCAGACUCAAAAACUUAACCUCGUUUUCUCUCCACAGCUGCUACCAGAUCUGCUGAGUUUCUCCAACAAUUUCUGUUUUAGUUUCAUAUUUUACAGCACUGAUUUGCUUUUAUUUAAUUAAUAACACUAUGUGCCCAGGAAAGAUCUUCUACACAGAUUGUUCCUCCCACCAACCAUCAAGUGGCAGCAAGUCUCAUUAAAACCAUUUGCAAAUGUCGGUGAGUGAAUGUAUUAAACAAGUUUUACUUCGUCAAAGUACUGAUCGACAUUACUCCUUUUCCUCUAGAUCUUGGUGAUGUUAUAUUUAGCAGGCAAGCUUAUCGUGUCACAAACUUGUCAACCGAAUCAAAGUUUUGCUUCACUCAUGAGCAAGGCAGAAUAGUCACAACCCACCCGUCAGGUGACCACAGAUACCUUUCGCUUUUAUAUAUAAAAAAAAACAAACUCAGCUAGCCAGGUCAGAAAUCCUUUCCAGGGCAGUGCUGUUUUGUGUAAUCAGAAGGAGUGACCGUGACUUUUGAUCCUCAGUUCUGAACUGUGCAAUGUUUAUGAUAAUAAAUGAUUUAGUGAUUUGAAUUUUUGAAAUUGUGAAGUGGGGGUGCAAUUUUUGAUAUAAAUAUGAGGGUGAAAUGUUUCUUUGUAAUUUUGUGUUUGUUGCAGUUGUAGAUGGAGCACACUGAGGACACAGUGCUGCCGGAUUCCCUUUAGAUUAAAUCAAGGCUCAGUUAAUUUAGGUAUUACAGUGAGUUCGAAAAUUAUAUACAUAAAGAUAUUUUAGUUCAAUGAAUGUCUUUUGACUAAGGGGAGAGGUGUUUUGUUUGUUAUUUAAUAACAUGCUAAUUUGGCUGUAAACUAGAACUGGAAGAUUCAGAAUUUAGAAAAAUAAUUUGAAACUAAUGAACAAACAUCUCAGCACACUUAGAGAACUGGAAAUGAAGAAUGAUAUUUUGAUUAAGUUCAUAGAUUACUUCUCUAAUGCACAUAUUUAACUUCUAGUAAAGCAGUUACUAGUUUUAGUUAGACAUUAAUUGCAAAACGUAAAGCUCAGUUGGUAGGAUAACAAGUUUACAAUAGAGUGACAACAUAGGUUCGAUUCCUACACUGGCUAAUGUUACUAUAAAGGACUCUCCUUCUCAAUCUCUCCCUUCACCUGAAGCAUGGUGAGCCUCAGGUUAAAUCAGUCCCUUCUCUCUCUCUGAGGGAGCAGCCCUAUGGUCCAGUAGGGCUCUGGUGACUUUACCCUUUUACAAAAGAUACUUUUGAGCUGUGCAUAACUAUAUUUUGACACAAGAGGGCAGUGUUUCCACGGUGGAGGUGAUUGGUACAGUAUACUGUGUCUAAGACUAUAUCCUUUUGGCUAAUUGGUCCCUCUGUCCCCACUUUCUCCUUGAGUUUCUGUUCAAGCCUAUUUUCAUUUUGAUCUGUGUAAGAUCUGCACAGAAUCAGCAGCUGGGCAACAUUUUUAAAACAUGGUUCAAUUUUUAGAAAUAUUGUUUUUAAACAAUAUUCCUUAAUGUGCUUGAUAAUUUUGAAGACUUUGAUUAAUACACUUAAAAAUAGAUUUAUUGCAAAAAAUAGCAUUUGAUUCUCGAGAUCAGUUCACCAUUUGUGAUUUUAAAUAUCUGUGCGUACUUUUUAAACACAUACAGAGCUAUUUUGUAAAUUGGGGUGAUCGGUUGUUUUUAAAUUCUUUUUUUAAAUUGAAACCCUUUCAUGACUUACCUAACAGUCACUUUACUCCCAAAGAUUCUGGGGACUGGAGUUUGCUGAAAGAUGCGGUGGGUGGAACCUUGGCAUGGUGAUUUAACUCAGACUGGGGACGUGAUCCUCCUUUUGGGCCAUGUCUUUUUUAAAAACUAGCACAAUAUUUCGGGGAAACUUAAGUUACACUUAAAAUUUUUCUGAUGUGGAGGUGCUGGUGUUGGACUGAGUGAACAAAGUUAAAGAUCAGGUUACAGUCCAACAGGUUUAUUUGGAAGUACCAGCUUUCAGAGCGCUGCUAUUUUGUCAGGUAGCUAGUGGAGUAGGGAUGUGGUGGAGUAAUGAUCUGACUCCACUAGUUACCUGAUGAAGAAGCAGCACUUUGAAAGCUUGCACCAACUGUUGGGCUGUAACCUGGUGUCGUGUGAUUUUUAACUUAAAAUCUCUCAAUGCUUUAUGCUAGUUUGUGCAGAUAUUGCAGAGAAUAGCACCAGGAAAAAUUAUGAGAUUAACUGGGAAAUCCAAGUCAACAUAAAACUCUGUAUCAUUUUAAUUUUUAAAAAAAUUGUGUGCUUAGUUAUAAUAAAUUAGUUUUUUCUGAAUAUUACUUGCACUGUUCGAUAUUAAGUCCACUGCUGGUCAAUUUCUCCAAACACAGUGAAGCAUAAGUAUAUAGAGAAAGAAAGUUUUCUGAAGUACAAAUGUAUGAUGCUAUGUUUAGAGACAGAGGUUACACCAUUUAAAAUUCCUUCCACGUGUUGUACAUUCGAGUUUUUUUUGAGAAUGUGUGCAUUGUUUGUGUAUUUUGGAGUCAUACAUUAUGUGGUUUUUUUUCUGCCAAGUUGUACAGUCUUUGUUAACCACAAUGGUCAUGGUCUUUGCUGUCACCUUUCUUAAAUAAAUGUGAGCAGUUUUGGGA